This is a messenger RNA of Ceraceosorus bombacis, 892 nucleotides long. The record is from the annotation of a GenBank genome assembly. Lineage: Eukaryota; Fungi; Basidiomycota; Exobasidiomycetes; Ceraceosorales; Ceraceosoraceae.
AUGUCGGGCAUCGCGAGCGGCACGGCUGCUGGAGGGUCCGGUGUAGGACCUAGUAGGAGACGCUGGGACAAGGAGGAGUUUGAGAAUAGGGCCAAGGCUAGGGAUGAAGAGGAUCGUGAGAGGGCAAAAGAGAAUGAACAGAGGAUACAGCAGGGUGAGCCCAAUUUUAUCGCUUCUCUAUCCUCAUCCUUCCCUGACCCUUUCCCUCGCCAUGCGACGCUUGAUCUGGUCGCGCACUCUCGAACAGGCAAGAAGCCCACGUUCAAGCGUAAAGAGGACUUGCCCAAACCUACGGAACUGUUGCAGGCACGAAAAGAGGCGUUGGAGUUGGACAAGGAUGUGGGAAAGAGUCAGAUGGUGGAUGUGCUCGGGGAUGGAAGAAGAGGUGGACCUGGUUACUACUGCGAUGUGUGCAAGAGGACGUGCAAAGACAGUAUCGGAUACUUGGACCACAUCAACGGACGUAUGCGUAAGUAAAGCCGUCCAUCCAUCCAUCCAAGCAUGCAUGGUGGAGUCUAGGAGCUGAUCGGACUGCUUACAUGCGCUUUGGUGCUUGCUGGAUCGCUCUGCUACGCCACGCGACGAGACAGAUUUGCGCAGGAUAGGUCAGACGACCCAAGUAGCUCGAUCCAGCGUGGCUCAAGUGAGAGCACGCAUCAUGCUGAUCCGAGCCGAGAGGGAAGCAGCAGGUGGAGCAGCAAAAGGCACGACGUACGAUUUCGAGGCGAGGAUAGAAGCGAUUGCGAAGCAGCAGAGGAUGGAGAAAGAGGCAAGGAGGGCCAAGAAGAAGGAGUUGAAGACGAGGAUGCAGAAAGGGGACAAGGGCUUGAACGGAGGCGGAGAUGAGGAAAUGAUGAAGCAGAUGGGAUUUGCUGGGUUUGGCAAGAGAUGA